This is a messenger RNA of Biomphalaria glabrata, 3604 nucleotides long. Its product is annotated as potassium voltage-gated channel subfamily KQT member 1-like. Gene Ontology annotation, biological process: transmembrane transport; potassium ion transport. The transcript is spliced from 17 exons. NCBI's taxonomy places the organism in Eukaryota, Metazoa, Mollusca, Gastropoda, Planorbidae. Bases 1331 to 3334 code for a protein of 667 amino acids. The record is from RefSeq and is a predicted model, not a curated record. Gene Ontology annotation, cellular component: voltage-gated potassium channel complex; membrane. Gene Ontology annotation, molecular function: voltage-gated potassium channel activity.
AAACUGUUAGAUGCAUGAAAGACUGCUGAGCGUAGGUCGAAUGAAUAGAGUGAUAUGUAGUGCAGAUGGGCAGAGAAAGGGAUAGAGAAUUAUGUUCCUAGGAUUGCGAAGAGCAAGCGAUGGGCAGAGAGACAAUAGACUGAAGGCAGAUAAACAGAAGGGGCGUGUUGAAGACGGGCAGAUAAAGUGAGAGAGAGAGAGAAAAAUCUAUAACAUUAUGUUCUCUAUUUGGAUAAUAGAGAAAAGAACUAAUGGGCAUUGGGACAAUAGUCUGGAGGCAGAGGAAGAGAAGGACCAUUUUACUGAUGGGCAGAGAAAGUGAGAGAGAAAUAUAUACAUUUACGUUCAGGGUAACGAAGAGAAAAAGAAUUAAUGGGCAGUGGGACGACAGACUGAAGGCAGAGGAAGAGAAGGAACAUUUUGGAGAGGGGCAGAAAAAAGGGAGAGUAUCAACGAGCAGAGGAAGAGAAUGACCAUGCUGCAGAAGCGUAGAGAACGGGAGAAUGAGAGAAAGCAAUAAUUCUAUUCCUCCAAUGAUCAGCAACAUGUGCCGAUGUCAUGAAUCCGCAACUUCUCCUCUACCGUCUCAUUCCUCGCUCCCAGGAUGUGUCCGGUAAAUACAUUGACACAUCACAGGCUCACGUCACUACAGUGUCCACACCGGGUGAUAAUGGCCAGUUAAUGAGAAUAAGUUGGCGCGAGACGCCGGGCUGGCUUCAGCUCUUGUUCAGGCUGCUGGCGUUGAUAGAGAGAUGUACUAGCGUGCAGACCAACACUUUUCAAGCCAGAUAUUUUUUUUUUUGACGUAACACCUGCCAGUUAGGACUUUAUCCAUUGUCUCAUCGCCUGACUCGGAUAUUCUAUUUGCUCUUCUGUCAGUGCAGCUAACUAAAAAAAGAACCAGGUUUCCAAUUAUUUAGCACAUUUCAAAUACACUCUGUGCAUCUGUGUAGUGUCAUUCGGUUCGAGAUUAUGUUCUUGGAAUAUCUAAAUCUGUUCUACAUAUAAAACAGAGGACUUCAAUCUGAUUAAACUUUUAUAUAGGAUGUUAUGAACAUCGGACUCUAUCUCCAGAUACUCUGAGACUUAUAUAAGCUAUGUCAUAGUCGUUGUGACAAACUCACAUCAAAAUUUAUGUCACUUCAGAUUAAGCCAUGUGAUGAAUCUGCUUUGUGACAGGUCAACUGCUGACCUUGACCUCAUUCGGAAAACACUGUGUCCAUAAGAUCACUUCGUUUCCUGAACCCAGUACUCAGUAUGAUGCUAAAUUCGGACCAUUCCAUUCAGGACUUUAGGGGAGAUCAGGAAGUGUGCAUCUUUUGAGCAGAGGAUGAGCUACCCCCAUCGGCACCACAUUGGCGGCGAUGAGGGGUCCAGUCAGAAUAUGUUGACUCUACAGGUGGGCAGGGCGGACAACGAAGACUGCGGAGAUGGCGAUGGUAAAGAGGGCGACAUCAGAGGGAGCAACAGCAGCAUCGGAGGAGGCAGCGGGAAGGGUGCGGAAGAAGGCGACGACGAAGGAGGAGGGCCCAGCAGAAAGCAGUCCAGGAUAUCCCCAUCCUCUCCUGACCCGCCCCGACUAGCGACCACUAGGGUCAACAUCCGAGGUUUGCUGAAGAGGAGCAAGACCUCCAAAAACGGCUGCCCCGGCAUGUUCCCACACUCUUUGGAGGUGGAGUACUCCCCGUCCUCUUCGGGCACUUACCCCCCUUCCGUGGAAGCCAGGGGCCUCAACGCCUCCGUGGACAAAACCUACAACAAAAUGCUGGAAAGUAAGGUGACGGCCUCGCGUCUUCAUGGCAAGACGUCUCUGCAGGCGAGGAUCUACAACUUUCUGGAGAGACCCACAGGCUGGAAGUGCUUUAUUUAUCAUUUUACAGUAUUCAUGAUGGUCCUAAUCUGCCUUAUAUUUAGUGUGUUGUCUACUAUUGACCAAUACACUGAUUUUGCUAUGGAAACAUUAUUUUGGAUGGAGAUAUUUUUAGUGUGCUUCUUUGGUCUUGAGUAUGUGAUCCGCCUCUGGUCAGCAGGGUGUCGUAGCAAGUACAUGGGGAUACGUGGGCGGAUACGAUUCGCGAGGAAACCUAUCUCUGUCAUAGAUUUAAUUGUUGUCGUCGCUUCCAUCUGUGUGUUUACAAUUGGUUCAGAAGGUCAAGUGUUUGCCACCUCCGCCAUUCGAGGUGUUCGCUUCCUACAGAUACUUCGAAUGUUACACGUUGACAGACAAGGCGGCACAUGGAGACUGUUAGGGUCUGUCAUAUACCUGCACAGACAGGAACUUAUAACAACGCUGUACAUUGGGUUUUUAGGGUUAAUUUUCUCUUCCUACUUCGUCUAUCUUGCUGAGAGAGAAAACGGAAGGAAGGAUUUCUCCAGCUAUGCAGAUGCUUUAUGGUGGGGUGUGAUUACUGUGAUGACUAUUGGCUAUGGAGAUAAAGUCCCGCAGACGUGGCUGGGAAAAAUUGUGGCUUCCUGUUUUGCUGUGUUUGCUAUUUCAUUCUUUGCCUUACCAGCUGGAAUUCUGGGCUCAGGUUUUGCACUUAAAGUUCAACAAAAACAAAGACAGAAACAUUUCAACAGACAAAUCCCAGCUGCUGCAACUCUUAUACAAUGCUUGUGGAGAUGUCAUGCAGCAGAACCACAUUCCAAUUCUGAAGCUACCUGGAGAAUCCACAUUCAUGACCCAUCCAGCGAAGAGACUGUCUUCACACGCAUGGCCAGAAGAGCCAGCCUGUCUUUGCGCAAGCGCAGGAUGUCUCGCCUGGACUCCACCAGCACUGUCCCCAACCAUUUGUACAGAGAAUCCAUGUCUUCUUCAAUGUCAUAUGCUGAUGAAAGAAUGGGUAAAAUGAAUAAAUCCAACAGGAAAGACAGCCAUCGCACCAGUAUCUGUGUUGGUGAAAGUAAUGCCAAUGAUGACACAGAUUAUGACCAAGAAGAACCUGAGAAAGUUCAACAGUUAACUGAGCCUCAUAAAACAGCUAUUAGAGUGAUCAGGAAAAUAAAAUAUUUUGUUUCAAGAAGAAAGUUUCAGCAAGCAAGAAAACCAUAUGAUGUUCGUGAUGUCAUUGAACAAUAUUCUCAAGGUCACCUCAACAUGAUGGUCAGAAUAAAAGAACUGCAAAGAAGAUUGGAUCAGACUUUGGGAAAACCUAGCAGCUUAUACACAAGUAAUUCUAGAGACAGAGAAAAAAUGACAAUAGGUGCCAGGAUGGUCAGAGUGGAAACUCAGGUGAAUCAUAUGGAUAAGAAAAUGGAUCAAGUACUUUUCCUACUGAAUGCCCUUCUGAAGUCAAAGGGAGGCAAUGAAGAGUCCAAAGAAGUGGAAGUUUAAGACAUACAUUUUUGGGCCUUUAUCCCUGCACUCAUUUUUAUGUAAUUUUAAAUCUCCAUGAAUAUAAUCUGCCUGAAAAAAAUUAGUAGCAUUCCACUGAGGGAUGAUUCAUCCUCGCACCACAAACACACUAACCCAUUUACUUACUUACGACUUGAAAUUCUUGUACACCAUUGGAGCAUUGGGCAGCAAGCUUUCUUCACAGAGAUUGGUCCCAAGUUACUUCCACAGCUAGUGCCUACAGAUUUAAGGUCUUCUAAGGUGGUUAAA